AUGCUUCUAUGUACUAUAUCAUGUAUUUUACUAUGGCCACUAUCAAUGAUUAUCAUAGGUAUUCGAUAUCGAAACGAAUGUCCAGGUCAACCUCAAUUAUCAAUUUAUCAUAUUACAUUUGGUUCGAUUUGGUUAUUUCUUUUUUUCUUAAAUAUAAUUCGUUGUUAUUUAUUUCAUCGAUCUAUUGAUUUUAUAUCAACAAUAAUUUGGUUAAUACUUUUAUUAUUAAUUAUUCCAGGUUAUAUUUUUAUAUUUAAUAUUCGAAAUAUUAUUCUAAUAUCUGAAACAUAUCCGUAUAAAAUAUGUGAAAAAACAUUUUAUGUUUAUUCAUCUAUAUUAAUUAUUCUUGUUCAUAUUCCAUUAUACAUAUAUUUAUGGAUUUCGUGGUCGUUUACUCAUUUAAAACAUUUUAUUCAAAAUCAGCAAACAUCAAUAAGAAUAUUCACAAUUACAAACAUUUAA
This is a messenger RNA of Rotaria socialis, 462 nucleotides long. NCBI's taxonomy places the organism in Eukaryota, Metazoa, Rotifera, Eurotatoria, Philodinida, Philodinidae. The record is from the annotation of a GenBank genome assembly.